AUGGUCGAUGCUGAAGUGAGCAGCGACAUGGGCAAAGUAUCGGUUGAGGCAAAUCGACAAAGCUCGGUGGGUGCUGUGCUUGAGGAAGGCAUCUCAGUGAAGCCUAUCGUGGAACACACCAAGAGACGGCGGUCGUCGCACCAGUCCAUCAAACCGCGUUUCAAAAAAUCCGCACGCAAGACUCCAAUAUUCAAGCUAAAGUUUGAUUCCAAACGCAAAAAUCCAUUGAAGUAUGUCAAUAUUAGAGAGCUUAUUUUGUACGCUCUCACAGACGUGAACAAGCUGAAUUUUGGAGAGCUCGAGAAUAGAAAAUUCAUAAACAAGGUGGUUUUGGUCCUUGCCGAUGGACUUACUGCAGCUGAUUUCGGAUACGAAAGUUUAGCUGGUCUAGUUGAGGAGCAGGAAAUAAAGAAUACGGAGAAGUACCCAUUCAUCUCCCAGGAGUUUGCAAAAUUCAUUCCCUUGCUUUCACCUGGGGCCAACAGAAACCUAUUUUCAUGUGCGACCACUCUAUCUUCUUCGACAGUGCCCGAAAAACAUCGUCCGGCGCUGAUCAAAGAGCUUGAACUCAAAGGUGUCCAGUUGUCUGAGUUGACAAUCGACUAUACCCAAAUGGUGGCCAAUGGCUACCCUAUUCACCCAGACGUUCCUGGUGCUACCAAGGAAUCUAUAGCGCAAUACUCUGCAUUUCUUGCCACGAAAGACCUGAAAUCGGAGCCCAAAAUUCUUGCACUAGAUUGCGAGAUGUGCUUGACUGCCUCCGGGAGCGUGGUCACUAGAGUGGCACUAACAGAUAAGGACCACAAGCUAGUAAUCGGAGAUUUUGUCAAACCAGACGAGGAGAUCACAGAUUAUAAAACACAGUACUCAGGCGUUGAUGAAGAUAGUCUCAAAGGAGUCACUACCACUUUGCAUGAUAUUCAGCAAAAAUUACUGGCGACAAUCUCCAGUAAAGACUACCUGAUUGGACAUUCGCUAGAAUCAGAUCUUUGUGCGCUCAAAAUUUCACACCCAACAAUUAUCGACACAUCGAUUUGUUUCGACCACGUUAAAGGCCCGCCUCUCAAACCGUCUCUGCGGAAUCUGGCUUCCGAGAUAUUAGGCAAAAGUAUUCAACAAUCUGCCCACGGUCAUGACCCAAUUGAAGAUUGUGUCACAUGCAUGGAGCUGGUCCAGCUCAAACUAAAAAAGGGCCUUGCAUUUGGCAAAUUGAUCACUGAAGAGUCGAUCUUUCGCCGUAUUUCGCAUACAAACAAGCAAGUCCUUAUUGACGGCAAGAAAAUCCCCAAAUCGGGAGUAGCCAUCAAUUUUGGAGGCAAUAAAUUUUUCAACGAACAACGCUUUGACGUCCCCACAGAUGAAGAGGCUGUUCAAAAGCUGGCAGAGAAUCUGUCCAACCAUGAGUUGGCAAUGAUCAAGCUUCGUGAGCCGGACAAAUUUGAUCUUAGCGUCAAAUAUAUCUACGAAACGAUGCCGAGCGAUUCUCUUUUGAUCGUCUGUGCUGGUCACGGCGAUAGAAAACGGAUCGACGAGCUAAUCACCUUGCAGAGGAAUAUUUCUGGACCUUUAUCUCCAGAGGAUCACCAGGAACUCAUUUCAUGUGUGGCGAAAGCCAGAGAAUCUCUUGCCCUGAUAAAGAUUAAACCGUAG
Ogataea parapolymorpha DL-1 is the source of this 1650-nucleotide messenger RNA. Its product is annotated as RNA exonuclease 1. Lineage: Eukaryota; Fungi; Ascomycota; Pichiomycetes; Pichiales; Pichiaceae. Gene Ontology annotation, cellular component: nucleus. Gene Ontology annotation, molecular function: exonuclease activity; nucleic acid binding. Bases 1 to 1650 code for a protein of 549 amino acids. The transcript has a single exon. The record is from RefSeq and is a predicted model, not a curated record.